AUGGCUUUCUCAGUGAAAGGACGAUCUGCUAUCGUAACUGGAGCUGGCUCCGGCAUCAACCUCAGUUUCGCUAAACUGCUGGUCGAGAAUGGUUGCAAUGUGCUCAUCGCAGACCUAGCUCUGCGUCCGGAGGCCCAUGUGUGGGCCGAUAAGCAUAAGACCGGUUCCCCACGAGUAGUUUUUCAAGAGACCAAUGUGAUUGAUUGGGGACAACUUGAGCGGAUGUUCGAGGUUGCAGAGAAGGAGUUUGGUGAGAUUGAUAUUGUUUGCCCGGGCGCGGGAGUCUACGAGCCGAAUUGGAGCAACUUCUGGCGCCCCCCUCACUCGACCGAAAGCAAGGACUUGCCUUCUGGGGGCCGAUACGCUUUAAUCGAUAUCAACAUCACUCACCCGAUCCGCACGACGCAGCUGGCAAUCGCGCAUUUCUUGAACAAUCGUACCAGUGGCCGCCCGAAGCAUAUCGUUCAUAUUUCCAGUAUCGCGGGCCAGAAUACCAAUCUCGCCACCCCGAUUUACUGCGCCACAAAACACGCUGUCAGUGGCUUUGUGCGGUCGCUCGCUGACCUCGACAAGAAUUUAGGUAUUCGAGUCACAGCCGUGGCUCCGGGUUUGAUCAAAACACCACUAUGGACUGAUCAUCCGGAGAAAUUGAAGAUGGUAGAUGACAGUACCGAUGCGUGGGUGACGCCCGAAGAAGUAGCAGAAGUGAUGCUGGCGCUUGUGCAGCAGGAACAGGUCAGCGAGACGAUUGGGGACUCGGGGGGUGGGCCACAGUUUCAGGUGCAAGGAGGUACGAUUCUGGAGGUGUCCAAGACAGUACGAUCAGUCAGUCAGUUUAAUGAUCCGGGCCCUGGUAAUCGACCUGGCAACACGGCAUCGGACCAUCAUUCUGUGGAAGAAGACAGUUAUGGUCUCCUGUCUCAGAAGGGAUGGGGAAUGCCCAAGAUAUAA
Penicillium paradoxum is the source of this 951-nucleotide messenger RNA. RefSeq lists its product as uncharacterized. Gene Ontology annotation, molecular function: oxidoreductase activity, acting on the CH-OH group of donors, NAD or NADP as acceptor. The transcript is spliced from 3 exons. The record is from RefSeq and is a predicted model, not a curated record. Bases 1 to 951 code for a protein of 316 amino acids. Gene Ontology annotation, cellular component: cytoplasm. NCBI's taxonomy places the organism in Eukaryota, Fungi, Ascomycota, Eurotiomycetes, Eurotiales, Aspergillaceae.